This is a messenger RNA of Diachasmimorpha longicaudata, 10722 nucleotides long. It is a transcript of the gene fry, whose product is annotated as protein furry. Gene Ontology annotation, biological process: cell morphogenesis; neuron projection development. The record is from RefSeq and is a predicted model, not a curated record. The coding region runs from base 253 to 9900 and encodes 3215 amino acids. The transcript has 22 exons. Lineage: Eukaryota; Metazoa; Arthropoda; Insecta; Hymenoptera; Braconidae. Gene Ontology annotation, cellular component: site of polarized growth; cell cortex.
GUACAAAAUUAUCGUUCGAAGUUUUACAACUCUUUCUUCUCUUUCUUUUUAUUGUCCUUAAUUCUAAUGAAUCUCGGAGACGUUGACACAAUUACGUUGCUGUCAAGAAAGCCGUUGAGUGUACCUAAUCACAUCCUCCAGUGCUUGAAACAAUGAUCCAGUUCGUCAGUAGAAGUGAUUCAUCCCAAUGAGCACAAAGAAGACACUGGACUACUGUCAUAUGACGUUUCAGGAAUGGACUAAAAUUGAAAAAUGUUGCCAGAAGGUGAAACUAGUAUCAGUGAGAUGGUAGAGGGUACGGAUAAUCAGCCAACAGGCGAUACUGCACACUCUGGCCCUGGUGAGCAGAGAGGUGGACACAAUGAGACAACUCAUGACAGUGGAGUGGACAUGUCUGGAGCUAUUCAGGAUCCUCUGACAAUUCAUGGAUCUAUGCAGGGAGAGAUGAGCGAUGUGACGAGCAUUUACACUGCCAGUACCUCAGUAUCUGGAUAUGAGACAAGUUCCAGUCGUGUGAGUGCAGUAACAGUGGUUUUACCCUGGGGAGCCCAAAAGGAGACAGUGAAACCUCAACAGAUAGAAGACAUGGAUCUCAGACCCGGUGAAUUUGUCAUGCGAACUCUUUUCGCUGACUUUGCUGGUCAGGCAGAAAGGAAAAUCGAAGCAGUGAUGACAGAGACGGAGAAACCACUGUCAAAAGUCCUCCAGAGAGGUGAAGACGCCCAGUUUGACCAAUUGUUAUCAGCGUUCGGAACUGUGGCUGAGCACUGUCUCCCCUCGAUACUUCGUUCACUCUUCAGAUGGUACGAGAGGCAGUUAGUGGAUCAGGGGAGUGACCAGAAAAAGCCAGCCCCUGGAAAGGAUGAUCAAAAAGGCAAGAGUAUCAUGUACACUAUUGUCUCAUCAAACGUUGAAGUCCCGGAGAGAAGUGAAGCUGAUUUACUCCAAGAACGUCGUGAUCUAGCUGUUGAAUUUAUUUUCUGUCUGAUGUUGAUAGAAGUUUUACGACAAUUACCAUUUCAUCCUGGUCAUGAGGAUCUUGUCACAGAAAUUGAAAAUAUUGCAUUCAAGCACUUCAAGUACAGAGAGGGCAUUCAGAAUGAGCCUAAUGCUGUGAAUAUCCACAUAAUUGCUGAUCUCUUUGCUGAGGUCAUUGGAGUAUUGGCUCAAUCGCGAUUCAUGGCUGUGAGAAAACGAUUCAUGGCGGAUUUAAAAGACCUGAGGGCGAAGGAGCCGGGCACUCACACAACCCAGAGCAUAAUUUCCCUUCUCAUGGGGAUGAAAUUCUUCAGAGUAAAGAUGGUGCCCAUCGAGGAGUUUGAAGCAUCCUUUCAAUUUAUGCAAGAAUGUGCUCAGUAUUUUUUGGAAGUCAAAGACAAAGACGUGAAGCAUGCACUCGCUGGACUGUUUGUGGAGAUAUUAGUACCUGUUGCAGCUGCAGUGAAAAAUGAAGUGAAUGUUCCUUGUUUGAAAAAUUUUGUUGAAAUGCUUUAUUCAAAUACUUUAGACAUGUGCACUAAAUCAAAACACAGAUUAGCUCUAUUUCCACUAGUGACGUGCCUGCUCUGCGUCAGCCAGAAGACAUUUUUCCUAGCAAAUUGGCAUUACUUCCUAGCCAUGUGUCUUUCUCACCUCAAAACUCGAGAUACAAAAAUGAGUCGAGUUGCCCUGGAAGCAUUGUAUCGAUUGUUAUGGGUAUACAUGAUCAGGAUUAAAUGCGAGAGUAAUUCAGCGACUCAGAGUCGCCUCCAGAGUAUCGUAAACUCUCUAUUCCCGAAGGGGUCCAAAGCAGUGAUGCCUAGAGACACUCCACUCAACAUUUUUGUCAAGAUUAUUCAAUUCAUAGCCCAGGAGAGACUGGAUUUUGCUAUGAGGGAAAUAGUAUUCGAUUUGUUAUCCGUUGGAAGACCAGUGAAGGUUAUUCUAACUCCAGAACGAAUGAGCAUCGGUCUCAGGGCAUUUUUGGUUGUUGCUGAUAGUCUCCAGCAGAAGGAGGGAGAGCCGCCAAUGCCAAGGACCAUGGGAGUCCUUCCCAGUGGCAACACGAUGCGAGUAAAAAAGACUUUCCUUAAUAAAAUGUUGACUGAAGACACUGCAAGGAGCAUUGGAAUGUCCUCGUAUUUUCCUCACGUUCGACGGGUCUUUGUGGACAUUCUCAGAGCUCUGGAUGUUCACUACGGUCGCCCUUUGAUGAUGACCAGCACCCAGAAUAUGAACAAAGAGCCUGAUGAAAUGAUAACAGGAGAGAGAAAACCCAGAAUUGAUUUAUUCAGGACUUGUGUGGCUGCUGUGCCUCGACUUAUCCCCGAUGGAAUGACUGGAGCUGAACUUGUUGAUCUUCUUGGCAGAUUGACGGUUCACAUGGACGAGGAGUUACGAGGACUGGCCUAUCAAAGCUUACAGACACUAGUCCUAGAUUUUCCAGAUUGGAGACAAGAUGUUGUUUUGGGUUUUACUCAGUUUUUGGCUAGAGAUGUGCAGGACACUUUCCCUCAGCUUGUUGACAAUGGUCUGAGAAUGUUACUGCAGUUAUUGACCUCUUGGAAAAAUGCACUGAUCAGUCCUAGUCCCAGGGCGAAGGAACAAAGUGAGAGCAACAGAAUUCAUCCGAGAGUUGAGGCUACAGUGAAAAAGGCAGAUCCAACGCAAAAGGUCGAGCAGGCUUCGAGUGUUUUUCAUUUCGUUGAAGGAUUUGCUCUCGUAAUGUUGUGUAAUUGUCGAUUGUACCCUCGACGACUUGCUGUGCAUAUACUUAGGGAGGUUAAGGUGUUAUUGAAGGCACUGGGGGGACUGGAGACUGAUCAGCCGGUUAUUGAUGCCAUUGAUGCCUGCUGCCCCGUAGUCUUGGAGAAGUGCUAUCAUAUGCUGCCACCUGCUGAAAAGGCAGCUGCUGCCUCUACUUCGAAUGUGGAUCUCCAGUGGAUUGCUGAGAGGAGCAGCUGUGUCUGGACUGCUGGGUUCCAUGAUGAAAACAGCACAAAGAGCUCCUCGCUGUUGAAUCUGAAUGGUGCUGAUCCUUGGAGCACUUGUCUAUUCGCAUUCCUGGAGAGGGACAGGGUGUUGACACUGUGCCCAAAUGCAACUGCCCACUCAUGGCCCAUUGUCUCUACGAGAAUCAACUCGUUGUUCUCUGUUGUUGAUCCAACCCCUGCUAAUGACAACAGGGCUUCCCUGUUACGAAGUUCCACAGCCGUGAGGAAACCAAUGAAUGAAAGAGAUGUUUACAUGCACAUCUGGAAGAACUACUUGACCUUCGGUUAUCGCGUCGUCCCACCCAUCCCCAGCCCAAUAAUUCGCUGCGCCAGCCCAGACCUCAGCCUCAGUGGUCAGCAUACGGUGGAGUUUGGUGUAUUAUGCAUGAGUAAGGAGUUGAGUCAGAGCCUGGAGAAUCUCGGUGGGGCCCAGACCCUGCCGGGACGUUUCUCCGUACCGUCCAUAUCCGGCAUCUACACCAGGCAUAAGCGGACCAGCUCAUCCCCGGACAGUCUCUCAGCAGAAAGAGGAGAUAACAAGUCCCCAGGAACGAAUGCGAACCCUUCGGCAUUUUACAAACUCACAGUGCCUUUGUUAAGGUGCGAGGCAGUGGAUGUACGAGAUGCUGUUGUCCAGGCUAUUGGAAAAGUUAACGCAGAUGCUUUGAAAGAUUUGAUGGAAGAACUUGUCCCUUAUAUUCGCGAAGCUGUUGAUCGAAAACAGGAGAACAUGCGACGUCGAAGACGAAGGGAUGCUCUGCGACUUCACCUUGUUCGUGUACUAGAACUUGUAGCUGAAUAUGGAACUUUUGGAAUUUGCCCUGCGGUGUUAGACCGAGAAACUCAAUCCUUGCACCCCACAUUCGUUGAGUACAUAGACGGUGCCAGGCUUUACCUAGAGAAUGAAACAGACAAAGAGGCACCAGCUGUGCGUGACAUCAAGUUACACUUCUGCAACUUCAUCAGAAAGAUGAUUAAAAGUUUCUCACUUGAUACAUGCCACUCAUUGCUAAAACGUGAUCUACGGAGGAAUUUGUUCACUCUAUUUGCUACAUGGGCCGGUCCCUAUGGGAAACCUUUAACCAAUAGUUCGACAUCACUUGAUGAAGAAAAAACGUGCUCAGAGCUUCAACUAUCUGCCUUACAGGCAAUGAGUGGAUUACUUUGCUGUGGACCGUGUUUCAAUCCACAGCUAUUGUCUGAGGAGGGUGCUAUUCUCUAUCAAUGGCUGGACUUACUUCUCUCCAGUAGAGAUGAAAAGAUUUAUGCUCUGGCUCGCGAAACAAUGGUUUUAUUGCUGGAGGGCAAUCCCGACAUCGGAACUCUCCUCGACUGGGUCGUGGAUCGUUGCUACACGGGCCUGCCGCAAGUCGCCGACGGCUGUUUUCUCGCCCUCGCCACCAUCUUCAGCGCCAGAGAAUAUCCAUGUGAUCAUUACACGAGUGUGAUCAACGUCAGUCUGAUGAACACUGGUUGUCCACGUGCACCAGUUCAGGACGCUGCUAUUCAGCUUCUCCAGCUGUUGGAUCAGAGAUUCUUUGGAAAUGUGCGACCGUUGCCAGGGGCUGAGCUCGACAGUGGGCCUGAAGAACUGACUUGUACAUUUGCAACGACAGCUGCAGGUGUCGGGAUGACAAAUGGCCCAGGGUCAAACUCAUCGGUCAAACCCGGAACCCUUGAUGCUCUUCUGACAAAUGCUUACUGCCGUAAUCAGAUGUAUCUUUCGAGGCAGCUUGCUCAGCUUCAUCCAGAGCUCACAAUGCCUAUGUUCAGUGAGAUAACUCACAAAUUUCAAACAGCGAGACGUGAGGUCCGACAAUUGUUACUUCAGUAUCUACUACCAUGGCUUCAUAAUAUGGAACUAGUGGAUCCUAACGUACCACCACCAGCCAAUCCAUCAAGUUACUAUCAGUAUUAUACCUCUGAUGUUACACGUGGAGGAGCUCGACGAGAAGGCUGGGGUAGUGCGGAAGCAACAGAAAUGGUUCUCAACAAUCUCUUUUAUAUAACGGCAAAGUUUUCGGACGAACAUCCGAAGGAAGUUGAGGAGCUGUGGGCAACUUUGUGUGGCUGUUGGCCGAACAAUCUCAAAGUAAUAAUCCGUUAUUUAAUAAUCGUAUCAGGGAUGGCGCCGCAAGAACUUCUCCCCUAUGCCAAACGAGUCGUUCUUUUUCUGGCUCGUUCCAGACCGGAUAGACUAGUAGAUGAAAUGAUGACGGAACUCCAAACUGUUGAGACAUUGAAUUGUUUAAUUGAAAGAACUGAAACUCCCCCCUUCUAUCGUCUCACAAGUAUGCGAAAAGCAUCGUCUCACAGUGAUGCACCAGCAGCAGAUCCUGGAAAUCCUUCUCGAGAUCUUGCAGUCGAGAAGGGUACGAUUCACACUAAACGACACUCCGGAGAGGAUCCAGUGAAGACUGGGUCCAAGUCAGAUACAGCCCUGAGGGCCCUGGCAGGCUUUCAAACAUCGAAACCCGAGAAAGCUCGGACCACCAGUGGCCCCCCAGUCCUUCCAGACGACCUCUCAACCCCAACCACCGAAGUAGAACUCACCGAGGAAAUUUAUUCUCGAAAUGUCGUCACAGUAUCAGCUAAAAUUGGUCUGAAUGAGAAAUUCGAUAUUCCUCAGCCCCAUCCAUUACCAAUGCCCGAGUACGGAGGCUACUUUGCACCCCUGACAGAAUAUCUACCCGAUGCGUCACAACCAAUUAGUGGUUUUCACCGUUGCAACAUUGCAGUUAUGCUCUUAACGGACAUCGUAGUUGAUGGAAUUCAAAUAGACUGGUCCAUCCAUGUGCCUUUGAUGCUACACAUAGUCUUCCUUGGACUCGAUCAUUCACGUCCUCUUGUACGAGAUCACUGUCGUUUACUUUUAUUGAAUCUUCUCGUGGUACUUGGUGAUCACCGAGACCACCUGGGUGUUGCUAGAGUUCUCUUAGCAUCACGAACUGAGCAAUUGGGUUUGGGCUUGACAACUCCAAAUUUACAUGUGCUUGAGCACAAUUUCACAGAAGUUGAUCCUGAGUUUGAUAGCUAUUUAUACGGUCCACCUCCACCAACAGCCACUCCACCCAGAACCAAUUCACCUCCACUUAUAUGUUGUGUACCUGAGCCACCCUGUCCACCACCUCCUCCACCUCCCAUGCCACCACCACCACCUCCUCCAUUACCAUCUGAGGAGAGUUGCAGUGCGAAAAAUCCAUCGCCUGUGCAAACUUCGUUAGAAUCCUCACCUUCUCACUCGCCUAUUCCUUCCAAUAGUCUCACUCCACCGAAUGUUGUGGCAACAGAGAAUAAACAGGAGUUCGACAGCACACUGAGACCCUGGCAAAGUCCUGCUGGGCCACCUGUUAUCGUCACACCCGAAGACACUGUUGUCUGGAAUGGACCACAACCUGGGCCCAAUAUGGCUAUUCAGGAUGUAAUUAAAUCAUUGAUCAAUUUUUUGGCAUCGAGAACUGUUCAACCGCUGUGGAAUUACGAGGACAUGACUGCUAAGACGUGGUGGGUACGGAGUGCUGAGCAGUUGACCGUUUUAUUGAGACAUGUUCUAAGGGUCUUCAGAGACUCUCUGCCUCAUGCCCAUGUUAGUCAACGCUGGGCAGAGACUGCCUUGCAACUGGGAUUAUCUUGUUCAUCACGACACUACGCUGGCAGAUCCCUCCAAGUAUUCAGAGCCCUCAGGGUACCAAUUACAUCAAGAAUGCUGUCUGAUAUUCUCUCAAGAUUAGUGGAAACAGUUGCUGAACAGGGGGAGGACAUGCAGGGCUACGUGACUGAGCUCCUUUUAACUCUGGAAGCAGCAGUGGACUCCCUAGAGUCCGACUUUCGGCCUCUGGAUUUCAUGAAGGAAAUAUUCAAGUCAACACCGAAUUUAAAUAAUAAAGAUCCUGCCUCUGGAAUGAUCCUUGGAAAGAGGAACAUGGGAAUGGGAUAUCCAGCUGGCCCCCACAUGUUCAAUCACCUCAAUCAAGUGGGACACGCCAGAAGCACAAGUUACUCCGUGAGUUACUGUAUGCGAAAGUGCGGAGGAUCGACAAAUCCUGAUUCAAAAGAGGACUCAAGGGUCUGCAAUAAAUAUCCCAUUUCAAACCUCUCACGAUCUCGAUCUGCACAAUCCCUGAAAUUACUGGGGGAUUCGGCAACUCAAGACGACAAAAUGACAAUUCUGGCUCAGUUAUUUUGGCUGUCAGUGUCUCUACUGGAAUCCGAUUACGAGCAUGAAUUUCUAUUGGCAUUGAGACUACUCGGUCGAGUGCUCCAUCGAUUGCCACUCGAUCGUCCAGACGCUAGGGACAAAGUGGAAAAACUGCAACAGCAAUUGGGGUGGAACUCGUUCCCCGGCGUCCAUGCAUUAUUACUGAAAGGCUGCACUAGUCCAAAUACUUAUGAACCCGUUGUAACUCUAUUGUCCCAAUUUACUCCACUCCUGGAUCUCCCCUUCGUCGACCCCACACAGAGUCUGGCAUUUCCAAUGAACGUGAUCUCCUUGUUGCCGUACAUGCUAUUGAAUUAUGAAGAUGCUAACGAGCUUUGUAUCAGGAGUGCUGAGAAUAUUGCUCAGGUAUCUGCUGAGAAGGGAAAGAAGUUGGAUCAUUUGGGAACUGUGAUGACGUUGUACAGUCGGAGGACAUUCAGUAAGGAAAGUUUUCAGUGGACGAAGUGUGUUGUUAAGUAUCUUUAUGAUACUUAUGCUCAUUUGAGCUUCAAUAUGCUGGCAUUCUUGGUGGAGGUCCUGGAGAAGGGCCCUUCUACCAUCGCCCUACCUGUCCUCAGUAUUAUUCAUUGUCUUCUGCAUUAUGUGGACCUCGCGUCGAGAGCUGCCCAGCCUAUUAAUACCGAACUGUUGAGGGUCAUUUCGAAGUACGUUGAGGGUCCUUAUUGGAAGGAGGCAUUGAAGAUUCUAAAGCUAGUCGUGACUAGGUCAUCCACUCUCGUCGCUCCCCCCACUUCAGUCCACGGACCAUCUUGGGAGCCUUCCAUGACCUCUCCCCAUCCGAGCUUCACCGAUACGGAGAUAUUUUCGAAGAAAGAACUCCCUGGAAGAACAAUGGACUUCACGUAUGAUGUGACAAAAACACCGGUCAUCGGGAAGAGAUGGUUAAGAAGACAGAUUGAGGAUGAGAAGACAUCAGGAUCACCAAGACGUUCCCUGUCGCUGUCACCAGCAGACAGUAAUGCAAUUUCGGGAUGGAAGAGACCCUGGAUGUCUCAGGGACGAGUGAGAGAAUGUCUGGUGAAUCUUCUACGACCAUUCGGCCAACCAGUGGGUCUCCCCAAGAGUCCAUCUGACGAACAGAUUAGCUCAAUGACACUAUGUAGCAAGGUAAUAUUCAGUCAGAGUUCGGACCUCAUGGAGAGGCAAUCUUCAAUGGCAUCAUCAACCGAAGAAGUGUCGGGAGCAAAUAACGAUCUAAGUGGUGGAUCCCGUCGCGAUGAAGAGCAGUUCGGCGUCUUCAAGGACUUUGACUUCCUCGAGUACGAGAGCGAGAGUGUUGAGGGGGAGAGUACCGACAAUUUCAACUGGGGUGUGCGCAGACGUCCCCUCAGCGAGGGUGAAGAACGAGAGCCGAGUCUUCGUCAGUUUGAGGAAAGUCUCUCUGAGAAGACUGCCUCAUCCAGCAAACACACAUCUCGACGCGGUGGUGUAGCUGAGGAAUCAUCAGAUGACGAGGUGGGUUCAGAGUCACCCCUGGACGAGGUACCCUCUGGCUCUGGGACAGGACAGGAGCCAACGGUCCCCGGAAUUUUCCCACCCUCCUCAUUAUCCCUCAUCCCCAGUCGUUCUCGUCACGACUCUUCCACAAGAUCAGACACAUCUGGCUCGAGUGCAGGAGAUCUUGGCGAUGUAACUCCUUGCAAUGCCUCGCCAAAUUUAUCAGCCCUAAUGCCAUUCGGCCGUCAAAUUGUGCGCGAUGACGCCGAGGAAAUAUGGCGUCAACAGAUUCAACACCUGAUCUCACAGGUCCCCUACAAUAUUCUCGACUUUUUUCACCUUCUGAGCAAAAUAUUGAGAGACGUCUGCAGUAAGUCUGUUGGUCUGUCUCGAGAAGCUAGUGCCCUGCUGACCAAUGGUAGCACAGCUGCUUCACAAUUGGCCUCUCAUCUGUCCACACAUGCUGAACUACUCAGUUCUAAAGCUGAGCCACCACUAGUCUGGUUUUCCACUACUGUUUUCUCUCAUCAAAGACUUCACGAAACCCUUCGAUUUGGAAUGCUCGAGAUUCAGGAGCAUUUGGAGACAUUUUUGGAUAAGAAGGAUCAUGCCACUGAGUGUCUAGAAGCUGUAAAAGCAACGAAUAAACUCCAGGUCCUGGGGGAGGUGCAGCCUGACAGUGUACCUGAGGAUAUGCUCCUUGGACUGGGUCGAUCAUUUUACAAACUUCAUUUUCAACUGUUGCUCCUCAUCGAGGCGGCCAAUAAGAUGCUCUUCGCUCUGAUAAAAGCCUCGAAGAAUGUACCUGUACAGCUGUACGAUAUGUCCCCUGAAAUCGUGAUGAUGAAGACUGCUUUAUGUAGAGCAUUGGAGGAGAGUACUGAGAGUGAACGAGGCACACCCACUCCAACGCCGUCCCCAAGUCCACUACCUGUUGCUGGAUCUAUUGAAGAGGUGAUUAGAGUGGCUGAGUUGUUGAGAUCUGCUCGUUGGUCUGCAGCACUUGAAGCAGUCAGACUACAUCGAGCCCAAUGGCCAGGCGAUCCAUUUCACGAUGAUGAUGAUGUGACAACAGGUGUCAAUAUGUACUGCAAAUAUCUUGGACAAGAUCGUACUGAUUUGUUUGUAGUGACAAAAGGGGACACUGAGACGAUGGAGAUUUUUGACAGGCUCAUGGAGAGCCUCUUUCAAGUGUUGUCAGCAGUCACUGGACUCGAGGCUGCGGUUAAAGCUGUACGAGCCCAAGCCACAAGUUCAAAAGCUGAUUGUUAGAUGAUUUGUGAUGAUUGAUCAUGUUUUUAAUUAUUGUUUAUAGAUACUGAAUACCAAUCAAAUAUUACGUCACGAGAAGAAUGGGCAGCUGCGUGAAAAGAGGGGGUUGUUGCUCAGAUGGUGAUGUCAUAUCGUUUUUUGUAUCAUUUUUAUCGACGAAAGGGCAAAGCUCAUGUUUUUUUGCAGGAAGUAAGGGUUUCACCAAUUUUUUUAUUAUCCAAAGAUUUGUAAAGAACAAUUUCAGAAUAGUGUGAUGACGACAGUCUAAUAAGUUACAUCGGACACUGGUUCAAAUCAAUAGUGAAGGGGUGAGGCAUAGAAUUAUUUCAUUAACUUAAUACAAUGGACGAGCCAUUUGGUCGCGAAGAAUUAAUAAUUGUAGCUAAAAACGCAAUUCUUAAAGUUCAUAUAAACAGGGAGUUUGCAUCCCCUUGACCCGUUUCACCGCUCCGCUAUUGAAUUUUUGUUAAUCCUUGGCUUUCUUUUUCUUAUUCUUGAUCUCUUUGACGUAAUAGACAAGAGGGGUCCAGAGUUAUGACUGAGGGAAAAGGAGAAGUGAAUGUAAAGAGAUAAAACGUCCGACGUAAUAUUUGAAAGGUCCCACAAUAGGAAUAGAGCAUUUACAAGUCUUUCAUUUUUAUUCACCAAGAGUAUAUCAUGGCAAAAAUCGUAUCGUUGUUGAGACUCUGGUUCUGACUAUAAUCACAGGACUGAUUAGGUAGAUUUUUGAUUAAAGAAUUUAUGAUGAAUCAAAUGACUUUUAGUGUAAGCGUAAUCAACGUCAAUUAUUAUUCAAUGAACAUAAUAAAUGUUGAUGUGGAA